Arctia plantaginis is the source of this 2739-nucleotide messenger RNA. The record is from the annotation of a GenBank genome assembly. Lineage: Eukaryota; Metazoa; Arthropoda; Insecta; Lepidoptera; Erebidae.
AUGGGGGGCGAGGGGGCGGGCCGCGGCGCCGCGCGCUGGCACGUGGGCGACUCGCCCCCGCGCGCGCCCAUGGGCUUCGCGGCGCCCGCGCAGGAUGCGCCGCUCGACCGUGGGCUGGCGCCUGCGCCAGCGCCCACCACGCCCGCCAAUGCCGUGCUGCAGCGGGCGCACUCCAGAUCCAUGUCGUCGCUACCACCUGAGCCGUUUAUGAUGCUGCGCGCGAAAGCGUUGAGCAAGCGAGUGAUCAUCAACGUGGGUGGAGUGCGGCACGAGGUUCUGUGGCGAACACUAGAGCGGCUGCCACACACCAGGCUCGGGCGACUCCGGGACUGCAACACGCAUGAAGCCAUAACAGAACUCUGUGAUGAUUACUCCUUACAAGACAACGAGUAUUUUUUCGAUAGGCACCCGAAAAGCUUCAGUUCAAUACUCAAUUUUUAUCGGACUGGAAAGUUACAUUUAGUAGAUGAAAUGUGUGUGUUGGCGUUCAGUGAUGAUCUCGAAUAUUGGGGCGUGGAUGAAUUGUACUUGGAGUCGUGCUGUCAGCACAAGUACCAUCAGCGGAAGGAGCAUGUACAUGAAGAAAUGAGAAAGGAAGCAGAGAGUUUACGACAGCGUGAGGAAGAGGAAUUUGGACAGGGCACCUGCGCACAGUACCAGAAAUGGCUCUGGGACUUACUAGAGAAACCUACGACCAGCAUAGCAGCCAGGGUGAUCGCGGUGAUCUCAAUCCUCUUCAUCGUGCUGUCCACGAUAGGGCUCACACUCAACACAAUACCCCAGAUGCAAGUAUACGACGACAAGGGGGCGCCCAUGGAUAAUCCGCAGCUGGCCAUGGUAGAAGCGGUGUGCAUCACAUGGUUCACGUUAGAGUACGUGCUGCGAUUCAGUGCCUCGCCGGAUAAAUGGAAGUUCUUCAAGGGUGGACUCAACGUUAUAGACUUACUGGCUAUACUGCCCUAUUUUGUAUCUCUAUUCCUGCUUGAAACCAAUAAAAACGCUACUGACCAAUUUCAAGAUGUGCGUCGUGUUGUGCAAAUCUUCCGUAUAAUGCGAAUUUUGCGCAUCCUCAAACUCGCGCGGCACUCGACCGGGCUACAGUCGCUCGGCUUUACGCUCAGGAACUCCUACAAGGAGCUAGGAUUGCUCAUGUUGUUUCUCGCGAUGGGAGUUCUAAUUUUCUCUUCAUUGGCAUAUUUCGCUGAGAAAGAAGAGCCGAACACUAAAUUUAUUUCCAUUCCGGAAACGUUUUGGUGGGCCGGCAUCACAAUGACCACAGUCGGAUACGGUGACAUUUACCCCACGACUCCGUUGGGCAAGGUCAUCGGCUCAGUUUGCUGUAUCUGCGGCGUGUUGGUAAUUGCGUUACCCAUCCCCAUUAUCGUCAACAAUUUCGCCGAGUUUUACAAGAACCAGAUGCGGCGCGAAAAGGCGCUCAAGCGGCGGGAGGCGCUCGAGCGUGCUAAACGCGAGGGCUCCAUCGUUUCUUUUCAUCAUAUUAACUUACGCGACGCAUUUGCGAAGAGUAUGGACCUCAUCGACGUCAUCGUAGACACAGGACACAACUUGUCGCAGGCGGACGCCACUAGCCUGGAAGGCGAGGCACCGGCCAUCACUGGUUGCUACAAACAGUACGAGCACUCUCUCAACAAUAAGCUCCAACAAGGCACUGAACCCAAUCAGUUUCAGAGCAGCCCUAAGAAAGAGCGUCGUUACUCGAAUGAAGGCCCUGAAACACCGGAAAAACGUUUGCUCAUAAAUCCUGAACCUACACCAGAAAAGAAGAUGGCUGACAAACAGCUUGACUUGGAUCAGCUGCCUUCUGAGUUUGAAUGUUGUUUUUGCACGUUCAAGGGUUAUAAGGAGUUCAUUGACGCGGAACAACUAAUGCCCAUGUCGACCUCAGACCUGCGCCAGCCGGUAUGCGUAGAACUCGCAUGUUUGCAGCGACAUCCUGCGCCCAAAGCCCUGCCCGAAGCCACACCAAACAGCUUGGACAGCCCAGAUACAUUUGCAUCAUGCCUUACGCACCCUUUUCCUUCAGAGGGCGACAUCGCAUGCGAGAUCGACUCUUCAAACUUGUAUGUGAAUCCUCUGGACGGUAGCGGAGGUGGCGGUGCCGGUGGGGGUGGGGACGGGGUGUCUGCUGACUUUAGCGGAGUGCGCAGGAGUGCAUCAGGGGAUGGAAGCGUGAUGUGUGCCAAAGGUUCGCAGGGCGAAGGAUCACCGCGAGGAUCGCGAGUAAGCCUGGCGGGCGCGGUCACUAGUGCAUGCGCGGGUGUAGCGUCGGGCGCAGUGAUUGGCCCGGUGAAAACAACCAGCACAAAACCGCUGGAUGCGUCGCGCACCAGUCUGCAACAGCCACUGGAGGACGCGCCCGCCGCCGCUGACGACACCAAGCCCAAACAUAGAAAGGCUCGCUUCCAACAGGACUGGACGGAAGAAGAGAGGAGGCCGCCGAGAGGGAUAGCUACGAGGAUCAUUAAUCAUCACAUACUUUUUGGUAAGAACGGCAACAAACGUGGCGGCGGCUGGCCACUAGAAACCGACUCUCGCUCGCGAUCUAUUCUCAAGAAUAAGGAGUCCCGAGGUACCGACAGCGAGUUACUGCUCCAGGAAACUACCUCGCUCGGUGCUAACGGAGAUUCCGGCAGCGAGUCGUCGCCGAUUAGAUUGAAAGACUUUAAAGGCCAGAAUCACAAAGGCAGUGCGUCGGAGCGCGAUAACCUUGUCACGUAG